This is a messenger RNA of Punctularia strigosozonata HHB-11173 SS5, 1020 nucleotides long. RefSeq lists its product as uncharacterized. Gene Ontology annotation, cellular component: cytoplasm. Lineage: Eukaryota; Fungi; Basidiomycota; Agaricomycetes; Corticiales; Punctulariaceae. Gene Ontology annotation, biological process: N-acetylglucosamine metabolic process. The transcript is spliced from 5 exons. The record is from RefSeq and is a predicted model, not a curated record. The coding region runs from base 1 to 894 and encodes 297 amino acids.
AUGGCCAACCCAGAUCCCGUAGACCCUGCGGCGGUCCCUCUUGGAACGGGCCCGCCCACAAAGGCGGAGCUCGUCGCGCACUACCCCGCUAAAUUCACCUGGCGCCAGCUCAAGGCCUUCGUCAACUCCGGCGACCUCGGCCUCUUGAAACGCGACAAGCAGCUCCAGCAGCGCUACGACCAGUGGUCCGUCGGCAUCAAGCAAGAGUACGGGUCGAUGGUGAAUUACCUUCUCCAGAAGCGCCUGCGCUGGGGCGAGCCCGACACCCAGGCCGCCAUCCGCUCCGUGCUCGACGACGACCCGGACGCCUACCGCGGCGGCCGACCCGACGUCGCCGCCGCCCCCGUCACCCCGCUCGUCACGCAGGACGUGGUCACCCUGCCAGCAGAAGAGAACCUGCCGGAGCCGCCGCUCGCGUUCCAACACGAGUACUUUACGGCCGACACGCCCUCGGAGCUGCUCAGCGUCAUCCAGAACGACUGGCCUUACUCAGUCCCGCCCGAGGUCGAGCACACGCUUAUCUGGACCAAACUCCCGAUCGUGCACGACGCGCUCGUCCCCGCCUCGAUCCGCGCGCGCAUUCAUCAAGACGGCCUCUGGGGCUUCACCGGCACGCCGCCCGACGACCCGCCUCCGUCGCCCUCGCACGUCACAGACGCCCUCCCCGCGCUCGCCGAGUGGGGCGUCACGCCCGACAAACUCGUCCGCUCACCUCGCGGGACGGACGAGGAGGAGGCGCUCGUGCGCCGCGCGGGAAGGGAGGUGCAAGAGUUUGUGAAGAGGCGGUGGGACGAGCGCGUGUGGGAGACGGCGUGGUUCGUGAAUCCGCAGCGGCUGCAGAGCAUUCCCGGUUUGGCGCAUAUCCACGUCUUCGCCAGACGCAAGGACAUUUAGAAUCGCUAGACCAGGUUGCUAAAUACGAAGGAAAACGGACGUUUUAGAUUACGAAUGUCUGGAUGGACACUCGGUACCUACAUGACACACCCGCAUGCGAGUUAAACGAUCUCAGGAAUGCAUCAC